AUGGAGUUUUUCCUCCUUCACUACCCAUUUACCUGCCUGUUCAUCCUGUUUCUAGUCCUUUACCAGGUGAAACCUGCAUUCAGAUUCUUCUGCAAGAUGACCUUCUAUAAGCUGUGGUUCUUCACCAUAAGCAUUGGGGUUGUUAUCCUCAGCCUUCCUCGGGGACGGAAUGUGGAGAACAUGAGGAUUUUUCGCACUUUGGUCCUGCCACUCAAAUACAUCUUUGGCAUCCAGAUAGUGGUGAAGGGCAAGGAGAACUUCAGGACUAAGAAACCUUAUGUGCUGGUGCUGAACCACCAGACCUCCCUCGACAUUAUGGUGCUGCUGGACAUCCUGCCACGCCGCUGCGUGCCCGUUGCCAAGAAGGAGAUCCUGUACAUGGGCACCUUCGGCCUGGCGUGCUGGCUGGUGGGGACCAUCUUCAUCGACCGCAAGGACAAGGAGGGUUCCAUCAAAACCCUGACAGAGGUGGCCCAAUCCCUGCACAAGGACAACCUGCGCAUCUUGAUCUUCCCCGAGGGAACUCGCAACCACAGCGGCUCCAUGCUGCCCUUCAAACGGGGGGCCUUCCAGCUGGCUGUGAAAGCACAGGUCCCCAUCAUUCCUGUAGUGUUCUCUUCCUACAACAGCUUCUACAACCAGAAGGAGAAGAGAUUCACCCCAGGAAGCCUCAUCAUCCAGAUCCUGCCAGAAGUGGAGACCCUCGGCCUGGGCCCGGAUGAUGUCCCCAAGCUGACCGAGCAGGUCCGUGACUCCAUGCUCACCACCUACCAGGGGAUAUCAGGAAUGACAAACGGAGCUUCCCAUCAGUGAUCCCCUCUC
Empidonax traillii (willow flycatcher) is the source of this 822-nucleotide messenger RNA. RefSeq names its product 1-acyl-sn-glycerol-3-phosphate acyltransferase alpha-like. Gene Ontology annotation, biological process: phosphatidic acid biosynthetic process. Gene Ontology annotation, molecular function: 1-acylglycerol-3-phosphate O-acyltransferase activity. Bases 1 to 813 code for a protein of 270 amino acids. Gene Ontology annotation, cellular component: membrane; endoplasmic reticulum. Lineage: Eukaryota; Metazoa; Chordata; Aves; Passeriformes; Tyrannidae. The record is from RefSeq and is a predicted model, not a curated record. The transcript has 6 exons.